GAGUUCUUAGGGAGAGAGCACAAAUUGUUUGCAAGUGGUUUUAUGUGUAUGAUUAAUUAAUUUAUAUAUAAAUGGUGCAGAGGAGACGUAUCAAGCAAAAAGAAAAGGUGGAGCGAGAAGAAUGAUGAUAUACAUGCCACCUAGCUUUUCUGGCCGUGCUUCCGGUCGCGGUCGUGGUUGGACCAUGUCGACCAAACCAUGAACUACCGAUUACUUCAUUUUAAUUACAGCUACAUAUGUCCGAUUAGUAACUUAAGCAAUAAAAUUGCUCUUAGUGAAUUUAUUUUAUAUAGAAAGUUAAAAUCACUAAGACUUGAUGUUCAAUAGUAACCAACAAAAUACAGAACUUGUUCCUUUCUCCUCUCUCUGGUUGUCUUCUUGUCCGAGAUUUUACUUAAAUGUGCCAUAAGAUGCAUGAACGACAAAGCCGAAGAUGGCUGCUUCCCCUGGAUGCUGAAUAGAAUUGUCUCAUAGCCGAAGAGCUAUCUCCUCACAGGUGGCGCGCCUCCCCUUCCUCCUGUUCCAUGCCCAAGUACCCUGAGCACUGAUGACAUGACCAAUAUUGAAUUAGUUGCUUUAAAUUUCCAAAACAUUUGUUUAUUGACAAGAGAUAUAAAGAAUAUUCUGAUAUAGCUGUUGGAGAAGAAUUAAAUAGAUGCUCCGGGAAUCGAAGACCUCUGCAUGUUCAGUAUUAGAGGCUCCUCCUCUGCAUGUUUAGUAUUUCAAAUUAGAGGUUCCACUUUCUGUAGUAUAAAUAUAUGUAACCCUGUUAUGAAUAAUUAUAAUCUAAGGGAAUUCAUUUUCUUCCAAGUUACUUUCUCUCUUAGUCUCAACUCUCUUUCUCUGUUUCUUGUUAAGGAAUUAUAACUUUCAUUGCACCCAUAGUUGUUAGUGAUCAUGGUAUCCAAGUACGAAGAAAUCUCAGUUCCUGCUGUUAAUGAUCUCAUCUUGGUCUCAGACAAGGUUUACACUGGGAGAGAAGUUCUUGACAUGGUAAAUAAAUGAUCAUAACAAUGGUUUCUCUCAACAUACUUUAAGAUGGAUCAUUGUGUUGAUGGGGUUUGUGUUACUUGCAGGAGAAGUUAAUGGCGAAAUACUUUGCAAUUCAAUUUCUGUUUGCCAACUCCAUACGUGUUCAUGAGGAGGUUUCUCAAAGCUGCACAAUCUGACCAAGAGGUUUUGUAUUAUAACUUCUUUGAUCAUAUCUUGAAUAUAAUUCAUUAUCACGAGUUGUGACACGUGGAAUAUGUAUGUUUCAGAUUGAGCUUCUAUCAUUCUUCAUCAUCAAGCUCAGCUUAGUAGAGUACGAGAUAUGAUGCUUCAUUACGCUCCGUCUCAAAUCGACAAGGUACCAAGGAAUAUAGCUAAUAACAUAACUGUAGUCUCUUUCUUUCUCAUGCCAACAGCCAUUUUUUGUUUUCUGGUACGCAGAGAUCAAUGGUGAUUCAAGAAACGACUCAGAGAGAGAGAGAGAGAGAGAGCUUUGGCUGAAGCGGAAUCUCUGGUUGAGAAAGAACUAGAAGGAGCCAUCAGAGAGAUUGUAGAAGUAGAGUAUGAGUGACCGAGUAACCUAUCGUGAUAUGGGGAUCAUGGAAGAGGUUCUCAAUCAACGCCAAAAACAGGUGUGCUGGGCCAUCAGCCUAACAAGACAGCUAGCAGCACUGCUCAAACUUCGUGGACAACUAAAUAUCAAUGCAAGCCUGUCGAUUCAGUAUUUGAUUAACAAAGUAGGGAGUUCACUUUUUGGAGCACAAAUGCCGAGGCCAUGGAAUGGGUCCGUGAGGUCGUUGGAAACAGCUAUCCCAUUCCUGGUCAAUGGGACAGUAUUGGAGAAUCUUGUUCCUCUGCGACAAUUCGACCUACAGAGUUCAACUCCAGAAAAUCAUGUUCUUGGAGAGCGACGUUACAGAGCUGUACGUAUUGUUGUACACCGUAUCGACGAAUACCGAGGUAUUGUUUAUUCUUGGCCCAGUUAAACCCAACGAGUUUUUCUAAAGACACAUUAAUAUCAGCGGAGCUAAAAGACUUGAAAAAGCCCAUAGUUUUAUAGAUAUUGUUUAUUUUCUGAACUUUAUUUUUUCUAACUGUCAAUUCUAUUUUUUUUUUUAAAGAUAAUUUUUUCUUCUAUUUCCAGAUGAAGCGGCUUUUGAGGCAGAUCUCCUGAGAUGCCUUCACCAAUCACCAGUAGCAGCGGUGAUCAAACUUUACCCCUCUUAUGGACAUAUUACUGGGAAUCAAAUCUACAGGCAACGUACUUCUGAGCGUGAUGAGGCUACCCCACUCAAGCACUCCAUGUUGUACGCAUUUGGAACUCCCUAUUGGGAAUUCCAGGAUUCAUCCGGGAAACCAAAGGGAGGGGUGGCUACGUCAGAAUAAGGAAGGGAGUUGGUUUGAUAACAGAGUUUGUAGAGAUGUUCGUAGUGGAAGAAGAGCCACGAAAGAAGAAGAGAAAGGCGGUAUCUGUUGAUGCUUCACACAAGAGACCAAAGAAGGUUCACAAAAGGCUGUCGCUAGGUCCGGGAAAACAGAGUAAAAGUCAUAAGCUGUCUCAAGGGAGUAGUAAUAGUACUAGCAGGGAAGCUGGAAGCUUUGUCCGACCCAUCUCUCCGAAAUCACUUGUACCUAGUGCUAGUGCCUUUGAGAAUAUGGGAGAAUCAGAUGAUGAUAUUGCAGAGUUGGAUGCUUCCUAUUUGCAAACCAAUGGGUACUUGCCUCCGGAUGCUACUGAAGAGCAGAUAUCUAUGGCUGCUGCAAGCAUGAUUCGUUCACACAGUUUGUCUGAAUUUGAUGCUUUGUGCAUUGUCUACAACAAGUUCCAUUCUGUUUUGUCACCAGAGAUUAUCGAAAAGGAAUCUGAAGUUGGAGGCAAACUCGGUGAACUUGACUCAUGCGAGAUUGAAGCUGGUGAAACAAAGGGAGAGAUUCUGCAGAAUCUGGCUGAGUUCCAGUUCUCUUGUGUAAUGUUCAAUGCGGUGCUGGAGAAUGCGUGUAGUGAGAUGGGAGCUGGAAUGUCUGCAAUGGACAGCUCAAGCAGAAACGCAGGAGAAAUGCUUGACCGUCUUACCCUCGCUUACAACAGAGAGCUUGAAGCUGCUUAAAUAAGCUCGCUUGAAGCCGCUUAAAUAAGCUCGCUUGAAGCCGCUUAAAUAAGCUCAUCAUUGAGCGUGUUUU
Molecule: messenger RNA, 3171 nt
Organism: Brassica napus (rape)
Lineage: Eukaryota; Viridiplantae; Streptophyta; Magnoliopsida; Brassicales; Brassicaceae
Product: ATP synthase subunit gamma, mitochondrial-like
Exons: 6
Coding region: 2412-3098 (228 amino acids)
Biological process (GO): proton motive force-driven ATP synthesis
Molecular function (GO): proton-transporting ATP synthase activity, rotational mechanism
Source: RefSeq, a predicted model, not a curated record